UUGUACAAUUUCCUUUGAUCACUAUGGUCAAGAGGAGGGGCAGAACAUUUUGUGUUAUAGUACCAUUGAGAGACAGUUUACUUCUGCCUUCCAUCCUACAGAUCUUUGUGCACCCAAGGCUCUGGGAUUGAAAGGUCAAGUUCUGCCACAUCUUUGGGUGAAUGUGAAUCAUCACUGCAUGGCACAGAUACAGAGAUGAGUGAUCAGGAAGUGAUUUAUUCAACUGUGAAAGUACAGCAGCCUCCAUCAGGAUCACAGAAUCACAGGCUAAGUCCUGGUGGUACUCAGAGGACUGGGAAAACGCAUGACAAAGGGUGUUCAGUGUCCAGGGAUCUUACAAUGGUAAUUCUCGGGAUCCUUUGUUUACUUCUGUUGAUCACAGUCUUGGUUCUGGGGACCAAGGUUUUUCAGUAUAGUCAAGAAAUACAUCAAUGGGAAGAACGUCUACAAAAUCAUGACAUUAUGAAAAAUGACUGCUACUUAAAGGAACAACAUUUGAUAAAUAAGACUUUAGAGUAUGACAUUCUGAAAAAUGAAACCCUUCAGAAGGAAGAGAAAUUACACUUAUGCUUUACAGAAAAUAAGCUAUGUCCUAACAAAAUGAAUCUUCCAAAGUGUUCACAGAAUACAGGCAUACUCGGGAAUGGGUACUGGUCAUGUCUUGGAGUCAGCUGCUACUACUUUAUCACUGAAAGUCAAGACUGGUACCGUUGUAAACAGACUUGUGAAAAUUAUGGAUCAUCCCUUUUGAAGAUAGAUGAUGAUGAUGAGCUGACCUUUAUUCGAUCACAGAUAUGCCCAUAUAACUACUGGAUUGGAUUAUCAUAUAAUAACUGGUACGAAAAAUGGGAAUGGAUUGACAGUGACGCAUCCCGAUGUAAUAUUGCAAUCAAUUUCCCUCCUGGAAGAGGAAAAUGUGCAUUUUUAACUUCAACAAGAAUGGAUACUAGUGAGUGCAAUAGUAAAUACCAUUGUACCUGUGAGAUGAACGUGAUUUCUUGGCUUCAAGACAGACACAGGAGAAAAAAAAACAGAUGAGUUGGCAGAGGAAGAAAAUGCUCCAUGGAACUGUGAUUGAAGAGAUGUUAACUGUCUUUCUUGGAGAAGAGGAAGAUUUUGUCUCUGGAAGCAGUUACCCAUCUCUUUCCCUGAACCACCCCAACACUGUAACACUGACCUAUAGCUUAGGUCUUUUCCUUAUCAAUAUCAUAAAUUAUGUUAAUAUCUUUUGGUAUUUAGGGCUAAAAAACAGUUAUCUUUCCCUCCUCCCAUCUAGUGUUUAUCUCUCAUUGUAAAAUAAUUAUUUUGCAGAGUACUAAACUUACUGAAUAGUUGAUACAACAGUAGAAAGAACAUUCUAGACUUGCAGUUCAUUUAUAUUUUGCUCCCUUUCUGCUUUAUACUAUUCUUCAUGCUGAUCCUUUCAGGAAUAAAUUGGGACCAUUAUGUCCCUUAGUGUAAAUAAUUUACAAGAAAUAGGACUUGGUCUUGCUUAAACAGUAUAGUGGUCAAAAUCAUGACAUAAAGUCAUCUGGAACUAAUGUCACUUAUAGUCUAUAUUAAAAUUUUGUCAGUUGUCACAAUGAUGUCAUUUAUCAAUGGCUUCUCCACUUUCAGGAUCAUGCACGACAUUUAGUUGUGACAUCUGUUUAGUCUCCUUUAAUUUGGGGUAGUUCUUCAGGUUUUCGGUUCUUUGACCAUGACAUUUUAAAAUUUGCCUUUAUUGAGUGACACUUUACAUGCAGUGAAAUGCACCUUUUUAAAGUCAUGAGCUCAAUUUGGUUUUAACAGACGUAUUCACCUCUUAAACACCAUCACAUCAAGACAUAGGAUAUUUCCAAAACUCCUUUCCGUCCUUUUCUACCCACCUGGACUCAGACAGCCAGUGAUACUCUUUCUGUCCCAGCGAGUGAGUUUUGCCUACUCCGGGGGUUUAUAUAUUCUGUAUGUUUGUUUCAGCUUCAUUUUGCUCAGCAUAGUUCUGAAAUUAACUCAUAUAUCACUAAUUCAUUCUUUUUGUUAUUGAGUAAUAUCAUUGCUCAGGUAUAUGAUGAUUUGCUUGCCCACUCACCUGUGGAUAUUCGAUGUGUUUCCAGUUUUUGACUGUUAUAGUAAACACUGGUGUACCCAUUAUCUGUGUGGAUAUGUUUUCAUUUCUUUUUUAAAAAGGUAGGAAUUUGAUUGCUGGGACCUAUGGUAAGUGUCUGUUUAACUUUAUAAGAAACUUGAGAUGUCUUCCAAUGUGGGUGCAUCAUUUACUUUCCCAGGAAGAGCAUAUGAGAGUUUGAUGCUGCACUUUUCUGUCAGUACUUGCUUUUGCCAGUCUUAAUUUUAGCCAUUUUAGAGACUGUGUUGUGGUAUCUCAUCUUUUAAAA
This is a messenger RNA of Condylura cristata (star-nosed mole), 2375 nucleotides long. Its product is annotated as killer cell lectin-like receptor 5. The coding region runs from base 196 to 1038 and encodes 280 amino acids. The record is from RefSeq and is a predicted model, not a curated record. The transcript is spliced from 8 exons. NCBI's taxonomy places the organism in Eukaryota, Metazoa, Chordata, Mammalia, Eulipotyphla, Talpidae.